Messenger RNA from Salvia splendens (bonfire salvia), 519 nucleotides. Its product is annotated as proline-rich AKT1 substrate 1-like. The coding region runs from base 1 to 519 and encodes 172 amino acids. NCBI's taxonomy places the organism in Eukaryota, Viridiplantae, Streptophyta, Magnoliopsida, Lamiales, Lamiaceae. The transcript has a single exon. The record is from RefSeq and is a predicted model, not a curated record.
AUGGGAAAGAAAGCAUGGGCAAAGAAAAUCAAACUCACUUCAACCUGUAGGGAAGAAACUCCAGAAUCACCACCGCCGCGGGAAGGACAGCCGCCGAGCCCACAACCAGAACCGCAACUACCGGAGCCGACUCCUCAGGCGCCAACAAUGGUCUCAUUGGAUGCAAUGGCAGAAUUCCUUCGACAGCAGGACCCUAAUAGAUAUUGGGCGGCGGCGCUGGCCGGUUUUAGUCAAAUCGGGGGAAAAGGGAGCAUGACCGGAGAAACCCCAUCUGAACCGAUUAUGCAAUCCACGGUACAACCACCCAGCUCCAUUCUGAUUUCCUCCAAAAUUCCACUAGGAAGAGAAUCUCCCUCAAUUAUCGCACCGCCUGAGUCUGCGGAGCCCUCCCAAACUCUACAACAGAGUGAUUCGAUGGAGUUUGACCCCAUCUCCGCCCAUUACGAUUCCGACGCAGAAGAACGUGAAGCGAGAAGAAGAGAAGAGGAAAAGGGCCAGAAGGGAGGCGAUGAACCAUAG